Messenger RNA from Symbiodinium sp. CCMP2592, 2640 nucleotides. The record is from the annotation of a GenBank genome assembly. Lineage: Eukaryota; Dinophyceae; Suessiales; Symbiodiniaceae.
AUGCUCAAGCAGUUGCAGUCUUUUGACAUUCGUUCUGCCAAGUGCAGCGUUGAGGAGGAUCGCACGUUGCUGGAGGCGAUCGUUGCCCGGGUGUAUGAUGGGAUCGACGACGCCCCGAUCAGCGUCGUUUUCAGUGCAGAUGAGAACAUCACAAGUUAUCCAGACUUUGCGGAGUGCUUGCAGAUCUUCAAUGAGCAAGUGCGCGGGCCCCUCUUCAGCGAACUUCGGCGCGAUCUGGGCGAGGGUUCUGGGGGCCGUGCUGACGGCCGAGACCGAGACCGGGUUUCAUCCGCUCAAUGCGGGCUCUUGCGUCAUGGUUUGGCUUUGUGGGCUGGGUCUCUACGUACACCUGUUUCUCCUCAUGGGUCUUGGGAACGCCCUUCUGAUGAUCACCCUGACAAAACCGCCGUCCUUACCAUGGUUUGCCGGGUUUGGUGCCAUCGCGCCUUGGCCAGAUUCCGGCAAAACCCGUCCAAGACGAACAUUGCUAUGGACGAUCCAGAAGGAAUUGCUGUCCAUCACUCCACAGUCUUCGUCUCUGACACCGUGAACCACCGCAUUAUCAUGGUGCCCAUCCUCGAGUACGAGACCCUGGGCUGUUUCGAGGUUGCAAACUACCUCGGCUGCUACGACACGCGGGACCGCGAAAAUUAUGGCUUUCGCAAGAAGCACUGGGCAUCAUCGCUCGACGACGUCAUGUUCAAAUGCAGUAUGUUCAGAUAUGUGGUCCUGGAGUGCCCAUCGGAAGCGAGGGCAGUGUUUUGGUGCACCAACCAGCUCUUUCCGGAGACCAUGAAGCUCGAGCACGAAAACUGCUAUGGCGACCCGCGUAGCGCCAAGAAGCUGAACGGAGGGAGCAACGGGCUCUGCUCGGGUGGCCUCUCUUGGAAGGCUCUGUCGCACUUGGAGGUAGAAAAGCGGGACUGGCAAGUCCAUUUUGGGCCGCUGGAGAAUGAGGAUGGCGUUGCACAGGCCAUUGCCAAUCGCGCUCAACGGCCUUCCGGGGCAACCGGCCACAUGGGGGAACGCCUGGGCCAAAUGCGGCUGUUCGCGCAGCUGUGGCAAAAGCUUUCGCUUGGAUCUUGCAGCAAUGACGACGGAUUCAAGGCCGUGCUUCUUGAACAGGGGGCGCAUCCGGAGGCGCCGCCAGGUGCAGAGGAGGACAGAGCCCGACAAGACAGAGCUGCUUCCGUGGCUCAUCUACGCCCUUUGAAAGCUGGCGCCACUUUGCGAGCAGACAAGGAGGAUGCAAGGCCGAUGCCGCCCACAAAGGAGAUCAAGAAGGCCAGGCGAAGCUUCAUAGAUUCGCAAGCGCCCAAGACACACAGGGAUGACGACCAGGUGUCCGUUUGGAUCGAGUACGUCAAGGAGCAGAGCCAAGCAUCUUCGACCAAGGAGAAAUUCGAGCUGAAGUUUACUGUUGCAAAAGUUGACAAUGGCACCGAUCCUCUGUUCUCUUUGCUCCGAGAUUGCGUGGUGCCGUCUGGAUCUUGCGUUCUCAUAAGCGACACCAUGCUCGCUUGCAUCCGCCGAGUUCUCAAGACAGGCAAGCAGGGCUCGGGGCUCACGCUGGUCACAGAUUUUACGUACAAGUUGAACAGGGCCAGAGGCAUCGAUCUGCUGUCAGUCGUGCGCUAUGUCUUGAUGGACGGCGCGACGGCCGGCAGGAACGCGACCGCGAAGGAGGACGCUGUCGCUAUCCGAAGCGUCGUUUUCUUUACGGCGCCUCUGCCUACGAUUCGACUUUUCCAUGCUUGCUGGCAGACAACUCUCCAUGACUUCGAGCAGAAGGGCAAAGCCAAGACGCUGAAAUAUCUGAAAGAGCACAUUUUGGAAGCCAGCGACGACGGCGAGUUUUGGGCGUCCGGUUGGGCCAGCGGGCUGUGGAAUGCCCCGCCUGGCCAUGGACCACAAACUUGCCAGCAAAGCUUGGAACGCUACAACAGGACGAUCAAGCAAACCAUGCCGGCAGGCUAUCACCUGCUCAGUCUGCCUGACAUGGUCAAGAGCCUGGACAGUUGCAAUCGAACCAUAAUGGUCGACCGCGGGCAUGUGGAUGGUCAAGAUGAACGGCGGGUCCUCUUCCAGCCGACGGACCCCAGCGUACCUUGUCAAAAGCUUUUAGCGGCAGACUGGGUGAGGCCAGGCAGGGACGAAAUUGGGGAGCAAGUCUGCCUUGCUCCGGUUCAGCGUGUUUACGUCAUGCCCUUGAAGCAGUACAAUCUCAGCAUUGACUCCGACUGUCACCGCAAAUUUGUGGCUUUGCUCACAGCGGAUGAUGCCGCAUCAUAUCGUGCGGCAGCGUCUGAUCUGAAUCUGCUCAAGGACGGUCGACUCAGCCUCCCUCGGCUUCGGGUUCGUUUUGGCGCUUUGGCUAUGACGCUGAAACUCCAAAGACGCUUCCAUGGCCACGUGAUCGUUUGCACCUGCAGCUACUUCAGCAUGCAUGGAACAUGCGUACACCAUCUGCUCACGCGCUGGAUGGAACGUGACCCCGCGGUUCGCCUUGCUGACGUCUCGGAGUUUACUGCCAAACCAGUGUCUCCGACUCCAGAAGGCGCAGAGGAAGCUUUGCGCCAGCGGCUCCUGCCGCGAGGACAGGAUUCGACCGCUGUGUUUUCAAACAAUUCCCUUCAAUAA